ACAAUUCCAAUGGAGAGGGACACCAAGACUUCUGCGGCAGACAAUGGUCGAAAACCAGCCGGAAACAAUCUGCAAUCGUUACCCACCAGGCAGUAUUUGGACCAGACGGUAACUCCGAUCCUGCUGCAGGGAUUGAAACUGCUGGCCAAAGAAAGACCUCAGGAUCCCGUGCAAUAUUUAGCGAACUUUCUCAUGGAAAACCGGAACCGCGUUGAGAAAAGCAAUGGAGGCAGCACGGAAGAUGCACAAUAAAUAGAUUUUGUAUAAGCUACGGAGGAAAA
This is a messenger RNA of Anopheles maculipalpis, 281 nucleotides long. RefSeq names its product protein dpy-30 homolog. The record is from RefSeq and is a predicted model, not a curated record. Lineage: Eukaryota; Metazoa; Arthropoda; Insecta; Diptera; Culicidae. The transcript has a single exon. Gene Ontology annotation, cellular component: Set1C/COMPASS complex. The coding region runs from base 10 to 252 and encodes 80 amino acids.